Lutra lutra (Eurasian river otter) is the source of this 4410-nucleotide messenger RNA. RefSeq names its product RNA binding fox-1 homolog 1 (gene RBFOX1). Bases 83 to 1747 code for a protein of 554 amino acids. Gene Ontology annotation, cellular component: nucleus; cytoplasm. Gene Ontology annotation, biological process: regulation of alternative mRNA splicing, via spliceosome; nervous system development. The record is from RefSeq and is a predicted model, not a curated record. Gene Ontology annotation, molecular function: mRNA binding. NCBI's taxonomy places the organism in Eukaryota, Metazoa, Chordata, Mammalia, Carnivora, Mustelidae. The transcript has 19 exons.
AUCUCCCACCGACAGGCCGCUGGGUUCGGGAGACUGCCGAGUCCUUUCUCUUCCCCAAGUGCAGACAGAGCCCCCUGGAGCCAUGGCCAGCCCUUCUGACAGCCCCGAAGACUCGGGCAAGCUCCGAGGCAGGGAUGGCCGGCAGAGGAGGGAGGAGGAGGAGGAUGCCCCUCCGGAGGAGAAGAGAUUGAAGCUGGGGCUGGAGGGAGGAAGCGCAGCGCAGGAGGAAGGAGAAGACGCGCCACGUCUGGGCAGGGAAGAGACCGGCACCCAGACAGGUGGCGAAGGCAGAGGUGAUUUACCGUCCCUGCCAUAUGACCUGGUCGAGGGUCAGGACUACGAAUCUGAGAACUCCACCCUCCUCUCCAGUGCCAGGAACAGUCCAGAAGACUCAGUUUUGACGAGCCUGGCUACCAGCAAAGCUGAGGACACUGCUCAAAGAACUCAUGCCAGUGGAACUUACGGCUUCCUUGAUCGGACUCAGCAUUCAGAUAUCAAAGCAGACUGCAAUACCUGUGUGGAAAUAGAGGACAGAAAGGUUUCAAGACAACAGAUGAAUUGUGAAAGAGAGCAGCUAAGGGGUAAUCAGGAAGCAGCAGCUGCCCCGGACACAAUGGCUCAGCCUUACGCUUCAGCCCAGUUUGCUCCCCCUCAGAACGGCAUCCCGGCGGAAUACACGGCCCCUCACCCCCACCCCGCGCCAGAGUACACGGGCCAGACCACCGUCCCCGAGCACACGUUAAACCUGUACCCUCCCGCCCAGACGCACUCGGAGCAGAGCGCAGCGGACACCAGCGCGCAGACCGUGUCGGGCACCGCCACACAGACAGAUGACGCGGCACCAACGGAUGGCCAGCCCCAGACACAACCUUCCGAAAACACAGAAAACAAGUCCCAGCCCAAGCGGCUGCACGUCUCCAACAUCCCCUUCAGGUUCCGGGAUCCGGACCUCCGACAAAUGUUUGGCCAAUUUGGUAAAAUCUUAGAUGUUGAAAUUAUUUUUAAUGAGAGAGGCUCAAAGGGAUUUGGUUUCGUAACUUUCGAAAAUAGUGCCGAUGCGGACAGGGCGAGGGAGAAAUUACACGGCACCGUGGUAGAGGGCCGUAAAAUCGAGGUAAAUAAUGCCACAGCACGUGUAAUGACAAAUAAAAAGACUGUCAACCCUUAUACAAAUGGCUGGAAAUUGAAUCCAGUUGUGGGUGCGGUCUACAGCCCUGAGUUCUAUGCAGGCACGGUGCUGCUGUGCCAGGCAAACCAGGAGGGAUCUUCCAUGUACAGUGCCCCCAGUUCACUUGUAUAUACUUCCGCAAUGCCCGGCUUCCCGUAUCCAGCCGCCACCGCCGCGGCCGCCUACCGAGGGGCGCACCUGCGAGGCCGUGGCCGCACCGUGUACAACACCUUCCGCGCCGCGGCGCCCCCGCCCCCGAUCCCGGCCUAUGGCGGUGUUGUUUACCAGGAUGGAUUUUAUGGUGCAGACAUUUAUGGUGGUUAUGCCGCAUACCGCUACGCCCAGCCGACCCCUGCCACUGCCGCUGCCUACAGUGACAGUUACGGACGAGUUUAUGCUGCCGACCCCUACCACCACACACUUGCUCCAGCCCCCACCUACAGCGUUGGUGCCAUGAAUGCUUUUGCACCCUUGACUGAUGCCAAGACUAGGAGCCAUGCUGAUGAUGUGGGUCUCGUUCUUUCUUCAUUGCAGGCUAGUAUAUACCGAGGGGGAUACAACCGUUUUGCUCCAUACUAAAUGACAAAAACCAUUAAAACCUUCCAAUGUGGGGAGAGAGGAAGCUUUCCGAGGCCUGGGUAUUGCAAUACACGCAGUAGUACGUCAUUUUAGCAGCUCUAAAAAUCAAAAAAAAAAGAGGAAAAAAAUUACAUUUUUUAUCUUAUACCUCAGAUAUUUUGUUCUGUGUAUUUUAAUAUUGUGGGUCUUUAAUUUCUGAAGGUUCCGUAGUUUGGUUGCUGGCUGUAGGAGUUUUUGUGGUUGAACUAGAGAGACGCUAGCUAGGAAUAGAAACCGGUUUCGGGCCAUAUCCAGAGUGCUAUAUCAUGUAAAUGAAUUCUAUAUGCUGAAUCUUAAGCUACUGGGGUUAUCAGCUGUCUGGGAAGAGUGUAAGUGACUACAAUAGUCAUGUUUUUCUGCAUCUGCUUUAUUUUCUUUUACGAGCGGGGAAGGGUGGGGGGGGAGGGUCUUAGGGGACGGGGACCGGGAUUUGGGCUGAAAGGAAACCCAGAAUAGUAACUGACAAAUCCAAACGACCCACUGCACCAACAAUCAGAUGUCAGCGGUUCUGAGUUACUCAUUGAGUUCAAGCCAAAGGUUAUGUUGUUUAAGGGAGUGCUUCUCCAAGCACUUUGUGCAUCCAAGUUGAAGUUGAAUGAAGCUGUGCAAACCCACCCUUUAAACCAUUCCACUUGGCCGUAUUCAGCUUCUCAACCAGCCGCUAGUUAUUUAGGCAAAAACUGCUAGUUAGGCCAUCAACAAGCAUUCUUUUUAUAUUUCUUCCAGUAUAAUAAAUUAUUGAUAUCAUUGCUGACUUUUAUAUUACGGGAGGGAAAAAAAAAAUAACAUUAAUAAAAAGGUGAUAAAAAAGCACUGUUUCUAUUUUUUUCUUUUUUUCCAAAAAAAAGAAAGUAAUAAAAACUUAAAUUCUUUGUACCAGUUAAAAAAAAAAAUGUAUAAAAUUUACAUCUGUGCAGUGGCGUUGUUAAGUUCUAGAAACAGUCUAUGAAGCUUUAGUUUUAGCCUAGUAGAGCAACUGUUAGAGACAGAUGUAUAAUUUUUAUGGAAUUACAUGAUAAUCAUAUUCGGAUUUAUAGAAGCAUUUUACAAGUAUUGCAAUCAUUGAGUAGAGAUAAUCAUGGUAUUUUCAUCAGCUUGGUACUUUUUGAAACAUGACUGUGUUGUGUGAGCAAUCUGCAAUUUUUCCGUCCGUGAGAGCCUGCCCUCCUCCUCCUGGUCCCCGAGGAGUCUCUCAAACCAGUAUCUUUAGUUCCGUCUCCAAGGCCCAGGACACUCGUCAGAAGGAAGCAAAAAAAGUGGGUUUCACCCUCCUCUCCCCAUAUCCCCCCUCCCCGCCGCCAAGAACAAAAGCUCCGUCCCCCCUACUUCCCCCGAGCAGGGCCAGAGUGACAGCCGAAAAAUUGCAGUUUGUACUACUUCUGUUUGAACUCUUUCCAUGUUGUCCUGUUUACAAGUUAACCUAAGUUGGGGUAUCUGUCACGGGUCUUCCUGUUUUUGUAUUUAAAUGAAAAACAAACAGCGGCCAGCCGCCUCCAGUAGUCCCGCUGCCAUAGGUCAGUCUCCUUGUGUACAGCGUAGGCCCUAUGGCGCGCCCCUCAGCCGAUUAUCAACUCACCGCUGUGGACCUGCCAAUCCGCUUUAACAACUCCGCUUUCAAACAAAACCAAAAACUUAAAAAAAAAAAAAAAAAGUGUGUGUGAUCCAGCUUUUCUCUUGUCAUCCUAUGUGCAUGCAGUAAGAUCGGUUGGAUAUUAAACCAUCAAUAAAGUUUCACAAGAUUUGAAAACAAAGUUUCUGGAGCUUCGCUAUCUAAGACAGAUGCUCGGGGGAUCUGGAGAGGAGCCAAGGGGUGGUGUGGGGGAGGGGGGCACUGCUUAGCAGCCAGAAGCAAGCAUGUCAGAUGUCCUUUUCCGCAGACUGAUGUGGGUGGGGGAGCGAGGGGCCAGAGCGUGUGUUUUUAGGCCAUUCUCAUUCCCCCACCUAGAUGACAGUGCUAGGACCGUGGGUGCCUGGCAGAUGGGUUUCUAAUUCCAUGAAAACACUCCGGCACCAUGCCCCCCGGAGGGGAGAGAGGUGGAAGGGACAUGGCGGCAGCGUGGGGGGUUGGCUCGGGAGAACCCAAAACUCUCUCCCGAUGGCCUCCGAGGUUAGAAAUCCAGAAUUUGCAUUGUAUUUGGAAUCACAAACAUAGAAUUCUUACUGUGUGGGUUCAAGUAAAAUUAAUUUGCAGUUUUGAUUUUCAUCAAUGAGCUGUACUUUCCCCCAUGACUGUAUGUAGUUUUAAUAAAAUCAUUUAGAGCAAGUGAGUGCCCCAUGAUGUUCCAAAACCUUUCGUCUGGGCACUCCACCAAGAUGCCAAUAAGUCAUUUUAAAAUGUAUGUCAGAGAUGUAAACGAACAUUUUGGAUUUUUUUAAACAGUAUUUAUUUGGAAUGUUUUCAUUUAUCUAAGUAACUAUUGCUAUUAUGAAUUAUGGAAAAAAAAAGAUUAAUAUCAUGUGUGGCAUAUAGUGACUUCUUAACACACACAUCACGCAAUCUGCAAACCCAGAAAAUGUGUAUAUCUGUCUUUAGAAAUUAGUGUUUAUAUCACUUACAGUGGUUUGUGAAUAAAGAAAAACUGGUUUGUAAUAUCAAAAAAAUAAAAGCUUAGUCUGAAAAGGUA